AUCAGGUGGUAAACAACUCAUUGAUACCGCGAGAGCCUCGUAGCAGUCAGUGAUUCAAGCAGACAGUACUUGCUAUUGUGCUAGGAAACAACUCGCUGUCGACCAUUUUGUUGGAUUUCUUGUUUUGUUUUUUUAAAGACCCCUGUACGUUUUCAAUAUGGGUUGUGCAUCAUCUCAGGCCGCCGGUUCUACGGAAAACCAACCAAAAGAUCAGAAUAAUACAGACCCACAAACAGAUAACAAGCAUGUAGAUGAAAAUAUAGAUUCACCAAAAGAUGGCGAAGAAGGUGGUCAAGAAAAACAGGACGCCGAAAAACCAGCAGAUGGUGACGAGCUUAAGAAAGAUGAUGAGGGUGCAGAACAAACGACAACAGGUGAACAGAACGAAGGCGAAGGUGCAGAGACAGAAGGUGAUGCCGAAACGGAAGAAGCGUCAAAAGAAACAGAUGCUGUGCCCCCGGAAAUGACGACAGAGGAAACGCCGGCUGCUGAACCAGAAACACAUCCCACUGACGACACAGAAGUUGAAACACAAAAGGAAAUACACGACACAGCAGACGACAUACCAGUAAACGACACAGCUAAUACAACAACCGAAGCCCAAGCAGACGCAGAAGAACCAGCAGCUGAAUAAACAACAACAUGCUUCAACUUGUAAAUCAACAUGUAAAUAACAAAAUAUAAUUUUUGACUAAAAGAAAACAAAAAAAAACAAAUGUAUGAUGAUGUAAAUUGCUGAUAUUACUCAUGGUUUAGAUGUAUUUGUUUAUGUGUUUCCAUGGUUUCAAGGGAAACACAUAAAUGAAGCGAUGACUGCAAAUGAAUCGGUGACUACAAACGAGGAUAUACAUUGAAUGAAUCGGUGACUACAAAUAAUACAUUUUUAAUGAAUCAUUCCUAGAUAAUAGUUAUCCAUUGAUUUGAAAGAACGAAUAUAUAUUUUCAGAUUAUUAUCGAAAUUCUUGGGUUUGCAUUUUAGUGCAAUACAUAAAGUUAAAGCGUCACUGUCGUCGCACCGUGUCGCGUUCAGUAUGCGUACCACACAACGCGUACGAAUGCGUUGUUUAUUUACGCGAAUCUAGAACGCGCGCUGCGCGACGACUGCUACUCGCUAUACAUGACUACUUUUUGUUAGUCCUACUACCUUCCCAAAUACUGUCAAAUAAAAAUUGCAUUUCGAAAUGGUUACUGUUUUAGCUUUGAAUUUGAAUAGGAAUAGAAAAACAGCAUAACGCAAUCCAGGCAAUGAAGUGUAGUCGGCGUUACCGAUUUUGAAAUGUUUUAAAACACUACAUUGUUUUCUCACUCCGUCCAUAAUCUUUAAGAUGUACAUUUUUUGAGAAAUCAAUGGUUAAUGGUUAAAUGUCAAAAGUACACAAUUUUGUUCAUGUUGAGGUGCACGGCGUCAUUCGAUAAGUCAAUAAACAUGAAACACGGACUAUUAUAUCCAGACAACUUUUCGUUUUCUCUACUAAUCGGUGAAUGAUUCAGUAUUAAUCCAUUUUUGAAAGUAAAUAUUUUAGCAACUUAUAUUUUCAUACUCUUAAUUAAUGUACUUGUUUCCUUUUGUCUUAAUUGAUAUUCUGCCCCAUUGUAUGCAAUAUACACUUGUUUUGUAAAUACCAACACCUUUAGAUUUGUUUUCCGUUGUGGUAUGGAAUAACAUAUCAAGAUGGUGGCCUUGCACUUUAACAUUUUAUAUGGGAUUUCAUAGAGGAUAAAAAGAUAAUGUUGAACGAAUUCAAGAUUAUUUUUUACAAUUUUCUGAUAUUAGUGUAUAUUUUAUAUUAAAUCAAUACCGUCUUAUAUUACUAACUCAAAAUAAAAGAACCCUAUAAAUUGUUGAAUUAUUUAUUAGUUCUAGGUGAAAGGUCAUGAGACCUCAUACUAUGGUGCCAUUUUCAUGAUGAUUUUGUUUGAGUCAGUUAUAUUUUAGAAAUCUGUAUUUAUUUAUUUGAUGUAGAUCUGUUAGAAGCACAUUUGUUUGAUAUCACAAUAAAACCGUAAUAAAAUAAUACUAUAUA
Messenger RNA from Saccoglossus kowalevskii, 2024 nucleotides. RefSeq lists its product as uncharacterized. The record is from RefSeq and is a predicted model, not a curated record. Lineage: Eukaryota; Metazoa; Hemichordata; Enteropneusta; Harrimaniidae.